This is a messenger RNA of Paralichthys olivaceus (Japanese flounder), 1477 nucleotides long. The record is from RefSeq and is a predicted model, not a curated record. NCBI's taxonomy places the organism in Eukaryota, Metazoa, Chordata, Actinopteri, Pleuronectiformes, Paralichthyidae.
UGUGGUCCAGCAGAUUAUAUCUGGAGUUUGGAAUUACACUCUGACAAUGAAGGUCUACAGUGACGCCGGCCGCACCAAAGUCAUUGAGCCGAGCACCUAUGUCCAGCUGCAGCAGAUUGUCUGGGUAGAGCUGAAGACGGACGGGCUGGAUGGGAAACUCAUGGCUGUCGUGACCGACUCCUGCUGGGCUACCAACGAAAAGUCACCCAAUGCCAGUCUGAGAUACAACCUGAUUGUUAAUGGCUGUUCCAAUCCCGCUGACCAGACAGUGAAGAUGAUGGACAACGGACUGGGAACAUCCAACUACUUUUCCUUCAACUUGUUUGAGUUCUCUGGGAAGAGCAGUGACYUCUACCUGCACUGUAAAGUGAAGCUGUGUGUGAAGAAGGGCAACACCUGCACCCAGAGCUGCGGAGAUAAGAGAAGACGCAGAUCUACCAGGGCUAGAUAUGAAGACGGUAACCCAGCCUUCAUCUCCAUGGCCUGGACUAAAUAGGUUGUUUCCAUGGCGACUCGGACUGACUGAAAGGCUGUCGACCUCCUGACUGACUCCAGACUCCUGAUCAAGAGCCUGGAUGUCUGAAUCCCUUCGGUUUUAGAUUCAACGUCUCCUGAAAAGAUCAGCUCAGUUUUGUUUGCUGUGACACCAUCCAUACUAACAAACAGUUGUGCAUGGACAGAUUCAGUCCGCUGUAGUUUGUGAGGUUGAUUGAGUCGAGCUAGGAGCAGCAAACGACCUGAUGAAACAACAGGUAACAUGAAGUGUCAGAACGUGUAGCUUCAUCAGAACAUUCAUAAUAAGCUGAGCUGAUCUUUGACGGAGCGUCUCUCAGCUCCAUGCGUUGCUGUAGCUUCCUCAGUCAUUUACACUUGACACGGAGCAGACGGCCAGCACCAUCACAACAGAGUUUGUGCGAAUGAGGCUCAGUGCUCAUGUUUGAUAACACACAUCAGUGCCCAGACUGGGGAAAAGCCACAGUACACCUCCAUCAUUCAGCCCCUCCAGGAUCUCACACACUCUUCUGACAUUAUUGAGGCUCAAUUUUUCUGCAGUAAAACAUUCUCAAAGAAACUGAGUGCUGACAGAUGAUGAAUGAACUCCUGGAGAGACUGACUUAAAACAUAUUUUAACACGGUGAGGGGAAAUGUAUUAUAACCAAUUUAUUUUCAUCUAUCUUACAUGUACACUCCUAGAACACAACCAUUAAUAUCACAAUAUUUGGAUAGAGGACUGUUAACAGUGUUAAAUGAACACUGGGUCAUCUGGGUGCUGAGCAGUGAGAAGUUCUGUCAGCAUCCUGGACUUUAACUAAGUGGAACCAAAGACAGGAUCAAUUGGUUCUCAGUCGCAGGCCUCAUAUGAUGUUCUAUCCCGUACAAUGAUGAGUGUGACUUUACCUCUACCAUACUCUUGUCACUUUUAUUGUGUUUUUGUUUGUUAAGCAUUAAAAAAAAAUCUUAAAUAAAGGGAAUUUGG